Messenger RNA from Closterium sp. Naga37s-1, 2667 nucleotides. Lineage: Eukaryota; Viridiplantae; Streptophyta; Zygnematophyceae; Desmidiales; Closteriaceae. The record is from the annotation of a GenBank genome assembly.
AUGUCGAAGCAGCCGACUGCAGCGCUGCCGCCGUACCCUGAUAGGUUUUACAUCGCGGCUCGGUACGCGGCGAUCCCGGGGACGGUGGACAUUCCCGAGGGCGCGGGGAACUCCACUCAGUACUCCGACCUCACAUGCCUCGCGCUCUACUCGCUCUACCAGCAGGCGGUACACGGGCCAUGCAACAAGCCCAAGCCAUGGGCAUGGAACAUCGUGGAGCUCGCCAAAUGGCAAAGUUGGACAGAGCUGGGGAAGAUGGCGCCAGUAGAGGCCAUGCGGCUGUUUGUGCGAGCCCUGGAGGAGGAAGACCCGAACUGGUGGACCAACGCACAACUAAUGGAAGCAACUGACCCGCAUGCUGCAGCAGCGGCAGCGGAGGGGUACAACAGAGGCUAUCCAGAUGCCUACGCUGCUGAGGGUUUCCCUGCAAUGAACGGCGCUGCUUUCCCACGGGGUCCCCCUGUGGUGGAAGACAUGGGGGUGAUGGCAGUGCUGCGCUCACACGACUGCAUCAACAAGUGGGUCGCUGCUCCUGUCACUGGGAGAAAACCGUCAGCCAGAUAUCAGCAUGCAGCGGAGAUACUGGAUGGCAGGAUGUACGUAGUGGGGGGCAACAGAGCCAGGUUCACCAGUGACGUGCAUGUGCUGGACCUCGCCUCUCUCGCCUGGUCUAAAAUGGACCUCUCCUCGCCUGCAAACGCCCUUCCCCCCUGUGCUGGGCACAGCCUGGUCAUACUAGACGAGGUGACGCUGCUGUGCAUAGGAGGGUUCUUCAAGGAUGGUUCAGAGAAGAUGAUAGUGCGGGCAUUGGACGUGAGCACCAAGAUGUGGCGGGUGAUGAAGACGCGCGGCCAAAUACCCUGCGCAAGGGGAGGGCACAGCACGGCCAAGGUGGGGUCGACGGUGUGGGUGUUUGGAGGGGAGGACAGCAAGCGGCGGCUGCUGAACGACGUGUACAGCCUUGAUCUCACUACAUUCGUGUGGGAUAAGCUUGACACCACAGGAACGCCCCCUCUGCCCAGAGCAGGCCACACCGCCACAGUGUACAACGAGCACUAUUUGACCAUCUUUGGGGGCGGCUCGCACUCCAUGUGCUUCAACGACGUGCAUGUGCUGGAUCUAGACGCGGCCGAGUGGUCCCUAGCUGAGACGUAUGGCAAGGUGCCUUCCCCUCGUGCUGGCCUCGUGGGAGUGGCGUUUGGCAGCCUGUGGUUCAUCAUGGGGGGAGGGGACAACCACGGGGGCGUGUCUGAGACAAUGCUGCUGGAUCUUGACUCGCUGGUGUGGUCUGUGGUUACCACAUCGCUGGAGAAGACACCGCUUGCCUCAGAAGGUCUGUCGGUGGUACCUGUGGGAACAUCGCUCGGUCCUGUGCUUGUAGCGUUCGGGGGCUAUAACGGGCGGUACAAUAACGAGGUUUUCCUGUUGCUCCCCGACACUGCGGCGCUGCUUAGAGCAGCAGAGGAGGAGGAGGAAGCUGCAGCGGCCGCUACAACCGCCGCCGCUACAACCACUACAACAACUGCUGCUGCUGCUACAGAUAAUGCUGCUGCUGCUGCUGCUGCUACAGCAGGUUCAGCUUCUCAGCCCCCCACCUUAGCACCAUCUGAGAACAGCAAUUCCCAACCUGCUGACUCCGUCACUGCAUCCUCAGCUCCGGCAGCAGGUUCGGCGGCAGGUUCGGCAGCAGGUUCGGCACCUCCUCCUUCCCUUCCCUCUGGCGCUGCUGCUGCUCUUGGCCCCACUCCUUCCGCACCUGCUGCUCUCCCCCCUCCCGCACCCACCACUGGAAUUCCCCCUGCUGCUGUGGCCGCUGGGGGCAGGCAGAUAGUCCGAGCAGGAUCGGCAUCCAAUAUCAUCGGUGCCGCCCCUCCAGGUGGAAUCCCAGGUGGAAUCCCAGGUGGAAUCUCAGGUGGAAUUCCAGGUGCUGCUGCUGUUCCAGUGCCUGGGCAUGGGCCGCUGUUGCCAGCAGGAGCAGGGGCGGUGGUGGGGGUGGAGGAUGGAGGGGAGCUGUCCCCCACGUCGAGGGAUGCGGUGCUGCUGGCUCAGUUGGAAGAGGCUGAAGCAGCUGCGACCAGAGCAGAGAAGGUGGCACUCAAUGCACGGGCUGAAGCGAGCCAAACCGCCGCAGAGGCACGUGCAGAUGCAUGGGCUGCCAUUGCCAAGGCGCAGAUGGAGGUGGAUCUGCUGAAGCAGCAGCUAGCAACGGCCAUCAAGGCGAAGCAGCAAGCAGAGGACGAGAUGGCGGAGGGGCAGGCCAAGGUGGUGGCGGCCCAGGCUGCCUCCGCUAGCGCACAGGCAGAGGCAGGGCAGAUCAGGAAGGACUUGAACGACUGCAGAAUAAAGGUGCACGAGCUAGAGGCGGAGCUUGCAAAGAAGUCAGGGGCGGAUGGGGGAAUGGCGACGCUGCAAAAGGACUAUGCUGCUGUGAAGAACGCCCUGGCUGAUAUGGAACAGGAGCUGACGACAGCACGUACCACGCUAGCAGCCGAACAAGCACGGUGUUUCCGGCUGGAGGUGGAGGUGGCAGAGUAUCGGCAGCGGCUGGCCGGCAUGGCGGAUCUGGAGAGGGAGGUGGAGCUGCUUCAGAGGCAGCAGGCUGCUGCUGAUGCCAUGGCUGCUGCUGCUGCCGGCAAGGGCAAGGGCUGGUGGGGAGGGGGGAGGUGA